UCCACAUGCACUGGGGUUUGAGCGCCCACUCCCUCCAUUCUAACUUAGUGCUCCUGCGUAAAGGUUCUCUUUCAAGUAGCAAGAUGGCAAUGAAGUUGGCAUACUGGGAUAUACGCGGGCUUGCUCAACCAAUCCGUCUGCUGUUGGAAUACACUGGUACCAAGUAUGAGGAGAAGUUGUAUUCUUGUGGUGAGGGUCCCAGCUAUGACAGAAGCUGUUGGCUUAAUGAUAAAGACAAACUUGGUCUGGCUUUUCCUAAUCUGCCUUACCUAGAGGACGGAGACACGAAAGUAGUCCAAAGCAAUGCCAUAUUGAGAUACAUCGCCCGCAAACACAACCUCUGCGGGGAAACUGAAGAAGAGCAGACGAGAGUUGACAUCUUGGAAAACCAGGCGGUGGACUUACGCAAUGGUUUUGCCCAACUCUGCUAUGGAGACUUUGACAAAAACAAAUCAUGCUACACUGAGAAACUGCCAGGAACUCUAAAGCUGUUCUCUGACUUCCUUGGUGACAGGAAGUGGUUUGCUGGGGACAAGAUCACUUUUGUGGACUUCAUCAUGUUUGAGUUGUUGGAUUUGCAUCGUAUGUUACACCCCGAGUGCCUGGAUGACUACAGAAACCUGAGAUCUUUUCUGGAUCACUUUGAGAGUCUUGAGAAGAUUGCAGAAUACAUGAAGUCGGACAGGUUCAUUAAAACACCUGUGAACAACAAGAUGGCCAAAUGGGGAAACAAGAAAGAGUGAAAAAGACAAGAUUGUGUCUUUAUUUUUUGUAACCAUCCCAUUAAUCAAAGCAUUAGUGAUAUUUACAUCCUAAUGAUACAGCUGUUACAUUAGAUAUAUUUUACUGUUCAGAUUUUCAACUUUUAAACUGUAAAAAAGCAUGACCUUAUUUUUACUCAAUAAAGCAGAGCUCUCUUGUGUUCA
Molecule: messenger RNA, 926 nt
Organism: Labeo rohita (rohu)
Lineage: Eukaryota; Metazoa; Chordata; Actinopteri; Cypriniformes; Cyprinidae
Product: glutathione S-transferase Mu 4-like
Exons: 8
Coding region: 6-743 (245 amino acids)
Biological process (GO): glutathione metabolic process
Molecular function (GO): glutathione transferase activity
Source: RefSeq, a predicted model, not a curated record